Naegleria lovaniensis is the source of this 1044-nucleotide messenger RNA. RefSeq lists its product as uncharacterized. Gene Ontology annotation, molecular function: protein kinase activity; ATP binding. Gene Ontology annotation, biological process: protein phosphorylation. The coding region runs from base 1 to 1044 and encodes 347 amino acids. Lineage: Eukaryota; Heterolobosea; Eutetramitea; Acrasida; Naegleriidae. The transcript has a single exon. The record is from RefSeq and is a predicted model, not a curated record.
AUGCCUCUGCGGACGAUUAACAGGAACGAAAAGAAGAGCACAAACCCUCACACUCCCGUGUUGAAGCGAAAGUACUCUGAUUUUGAAGAUCAUGAUGAAUUGUGUGAUGAUAUUAUGGUAACCAAUUGCUGGCUUCCGAUUGCGCAAUAUCAGCCACUAGUAAACACGGGAACGGAAUUUUCAGAAAUAGCACCAGUUAAUGAGUUGCUAGACACUACCGAGUCCAGUUCGAAGAAGACUAAAUUAUGGACAACAACGAAUGUAAAAUCUCAUGCAGGAUUAAUAGAAUCAAUUUUUGUAAAUAAUUAUAUGAGCAAUAACCUGAGCACAUGCAGCUCCGCAUCAAGUACUAUCAGAGAACACCUGAAAUUUAAUUAUGAACGUUUUGAAGAAAUUGAAGUAACAGAAGAAUAUGAAAUUUUCAAAGCAACAAGAAAAAGUGACCACAAGUUUUGCAGAGUAAUUGUUUCGAAAUGCGUCUUUCCAUCUGUGGAAAAAGAAAAUAUUAUCAAAUUGGUGACUCUUAAAAACAAACAUAUCGCAGAGAUUACUAAUUGUGGAUUUAUUCAACAAUUUCCUUGGUUUGAAUACAAAUGGUAUAAGGAUGGAUGCAUUGCAAACCUCAUCAAGCGAGGAGAGUAUAUUUCUGAAGACAACAUCAUUAACUUGAUUUACGGAUUAUUAGACGCUAUUCUUUUUCUCAAGGAAAAUAGAAUUUUGUUUAGAGAUUUAAAUCCACACAAUGUCAUGAUUGUAAAAUCAAAAUUCGAGUACGAAGCAUUCUUUAGUUUGGAAUACAAAGGACAGGAUUCAAAUUGUACUCAAUCUUUAUCAUCCAGUAUGAAGGUACUUGGUGAAAUAAUUUUCAUGCUCAUUUCUAGAAAGAAAAACCCUCCGCUUUCUAUCCAACGAGAAGAUCUUGUAGAAAGCAUUUCAGGUCGCUAUAGCGAGAAAAUUAUUGAUUUAUCUUUACUUUUAAUGUUUUCUGACCUCUCAAUCUAUGAAAUCUUUCAGCUCAUUCAUGAAAUGAGGUCUAUGAAAUAA